This is a messenger RNA of Gracilinanus agilis (Agile Gracile Mouse Opossum), 1056 nucleotides long. It is a transcript of the gene GPR20, whose product is annotated as G protein-coupled receptor 20. Gene Ontology annotation, molecular function: G protein-coupled receptor activity. NCBI's taxonomy places the organism in Eukaryota, Metazoa, Chordata, Mammalia, Didelphimorphia, Didelphidae. Bases 1 to 1056 code for a protein of 351 amino acids. Gene Ontology annotation, cellular component: membrane. The transcript has a single exon. The record is from RefSeq and is a predicted model, not a curated record. Gene Ontology annotation, biological process: phospholipase C-activating G protein-coupled receptor signaling pathway; positive regulation of Rho protein signal transduction.
AUGCCAUCUUCUUCCCCUCUGGAGUCCUCUCUCCCUCCUGCCAGUCCCAAUGCUACAGUGCCAGCCAACAGCAGCAUGGAAGAAAACCAGUUCUUCUAUGCUUUCUCCCUCUUGGAUAAGGAACUCCAUGACAACUUUCCCAACCUGUGGGUUGCCCUGUUGGCUGUCAAUGGGACCAUCUUCCUGGUUGGAGUGGCACUCAAUGGCCUGGCCCUCUAUGUCUUCUGCUUCCGAACGAAGACUAAGACCACGUCCAUCAUCUACACCAUCAACCUGGUGGUGACAGACUUGCUGGUGGGUUUGUCAUUGCCCACAAGGUUCAUUAUCUACUACGGGGCACAAGGCUGCCUCAACUGCUCUCUUGUGCACGUCUUCAGCUACUUUGUCAAUAUGUACUGCUCCAUCCUCUUCCUCACCUGCAUUUGUGUGGACCGUUACCUGGCCAUUGUCCAGCUGGAGGCCUCGAGGAAGUGGAGGAACCCCAGCUGUACCAAAGGCAUCUGUGUCUUCAUCUGGGUCUUUGCUGUAGUGGUGACCUUCUCCGUCCUGACCGUAGCAGUCCAAGGGGGUUCCUGCUGCCGCCUCUUUGCCUUGACAGUCUUCGAAUACUUCCUGCCACUGGUGGUCAUCACCUUUUUCACAGGGAGGAUCAUGUGUGCGCUGUCCAAGCCCAAUCUCAUGCACCAGAGCCGUGAGCGGCGAAUGCGGGCUGUCCAGUUGCUCCUCACUGUCCUCGUCAUCUUUCUGAUCUGCUUCACACCAUUCCAUGCCCGCCAGCUGGCUGUCUCUCUCCGUCCUCAAGAUAUAUCCAAAGAGGCAGGUCUCGUGGCCUACCACGUCACCAUCACCCUCAGCAGCCUCAACAGUUGCAUGGAUCCCAUUGUCUACUGCUUUGUGACCAACAGCUUCCAGGCCACAGUCCGGGGCCUCUUCCGGAGGAGUGAGCCAGAGCAGACCAGUGGAGAGGCCAUCAGCAUGCACAAGAGCUCCAAGGGCUCCAUCCACAAUGCCAUCGUCCCCUGCUCCCGUGCUCUGGCUGACAGGCCCCAGGUGUAG